Messenger RNA from Acyrthosiphon pisum (pea aphid), 3920 nucleotides. RefSeq names its product Huntingtin interacting protein 1 (gene Hip1). Gene Ontology annotation, cellular component: clathrin-coated vesicle; cortical actin cytoskeleton. NCBI's taxonomy places the organism in Eukaryota, Metazoa, Arthropoda, Insecta, Hemiptera, Aphididae. The transcript has 19 exons. Bases 264 to 3032 code for a protein of 922 amino acids. Gene Ontology annotation, molecular function: phosphatidylinositol-3,5-bisphosphate binding; actin filament binding; clathrin-cargo adaptor activity. The record is from RefSeq and is a predicted model, not a curated record. Gene Ontology annotation, biological process: endocytosis; clathrin coat assembly; actin filament organization.
GAAACGGUGUUGGUGUGCGGCGGACUGCGGACAGUCGUCGUCAGUGAUAGUGGUGUGUGCCUUACUUAAAUUAUGAAUGAAUCCAAGUGAAACGUAGUAUUGUAGUAAAUUGAGUUUGUCGUGGGGGCACCGUGUCCGUGUCUGGUGUGUACGUAUAGGUCUAUAGUGUUUUUUUUCCUCCGUUUACCCUUUCCCGCCCAAUCAACGACGUGUAACUGUCAGAAAAAGCGGCGGCGGCGGCUCAUUCAACCAACUGUCGCAUCAUGUCGUCCCUAUCGUUGCCGAGGGUGUUGCAAAACCGGAAGACCAGUCUGGACCAGGUACGCGAGCACUUUGAAAAGAUUCAGGCUGCAAGCAUUAGUAAAGCAAUUAAUACAUUGGAAAAUCCAGUAAAAGAAAAACAUGCUAGAAAUGCUAUUAUAGGUACAUUUCAAGAGAAAAGUGCAGAGACUUUUUGGCGUUGUGUCACUAAAUUACCAUUACAAGAACACCGUAUUGUGGCCUGGAAAUUUUGCCAUGUGUUGCACAAAGUUUUGCGGGAAGGCCAUCCAAAUGUUUUGGCAUCAUCACAAAGACACAAAACACUUUUACAUGACUUAGGAAAGUUAUGGGUACAUUUAAAAGAUGGUUAUGGAAAACUCAUUCAACAGUAUUGUCAAUUAUUACUUACGAAAUUAGAUUUUCAUAGACGUAACCCUGGAUUCCCUGGCAAUCUAGUUUUAUCCGAAGAAGAUCUGUGUAGAAUAGGAGACAAUGAUGUUAAUAAUUAUUUUCAAAUGUGUGUGGAAAUGUUUGAUUAUAUUGAUGAAAUUUUAGGACUUCAGUCUGCAAUUUUUGGUUCAUUGGAUAUGUCUCGCUCAAAUUCAAUGACUAGCCACGGUCAGUGUCGAUUGGCUCCUUUAUUACCUUGCAUAUUAGAUUCUACACAGUUGUAUGAUUUGUGUGUGAAAAUCCUGUUUAAAAUGCAUGCUACUCUACCACCGGAUCUAUUAUCUGGACAUAGAAAACGUUUCCUAAGACAAUUUACCAUACUACGUCAAUUUUAUUUGGGGUCAUCUAAUCUCCAGUAUUUUAAAACACUUAUACAGAUACCUCUUUUACCCGAGAAUCCUCCAAAUUUUUUGGUACAAGCGGAACUAUCAACCUAUGUUACUCAAGCUGCCAUUGUAUUGCCAGAUGAAGAUCCAUCAGAGAGUAGUAGUAUGAUUGGUGAACUCGUUGAUCUAGGAAUUGGGAAUAGCGUCACUAGCAGUGAAACGAGUCAAAGGUCUUUAUCUCCUGAUCUUUUAACCCAAAGAGACAACAUGAUUCAGCAUUUACAUGGAGAAUUGAACGCUCAUCAGUCAUUAAUAAUUCAAUUAAAACAACAAGUUUCUACAUUAGAAAUGGAAUUGGCAAAAAAAGAUAGUGAAUUAACACAAGAAAGGCUUAUCAGAGAUGAUUUAAUGCAUCAAGUAAAUUCUAUGGACAAUUUUGAUGAAUUGGAUAAAAAAUAUAAAUUGCUUGAAGAAAAGUUCAACAAAUUGAAAGAAGUGUAUACUAAAUUGAGAGAAGAACACAUUACAUUGUUAAGACAGAAAGCUGUCGUCGAUAAGUCACUGAAAGGAUCAGAAAAAAUGACUAGAUUUGCUCAGGCAGCCAAUUCCUUGUUACUGUCCAUUAAAUCUGACGUGGACAAGCAGUUGUUAAACAUGCGUACUGUUGAAUUUAAUAUGGGACCUCAAAGAAUAAAGUUUGAAGAGGAAUUAAUAGCACUCCAAACUACUGUCGAUUCAACUACUCGCCAAAAUGAUGAACUUCUGAUGGCAACUGAACUAUUGAAGACUGAAGUUAGUGAUGCCAAGCAAAAAUUGACUGAUGCCUUACUUAUAAAAUCUGAUUUAGAAUUAAGACUUUCAGAAUCCGAGGAAUUACGAUUUUCGACCAAUGCUCUUUGGUUUGAAUGCUGUCGUAAAAUAAUUGAACAUACAUGUGAAAUGAUAGAUGAUCCGUCUAUGUCUUCAGCUACUUGUUCCCCUGAAUGCGUAUCUUUAAUCAAAGAAAAACUUGUCGGUACUAUUGGAAAAGGAAAAGACGAGGUUGCAGGGUUUGCCCAUUAUGUUGCCAUGUAUAUUGUUUUUGGAAAAGCUGUAUCAAACACAAAAUCCGACUUGAAUGAUGCUCAAAAGUUAUUAGAUAAAUGCAAACAAGUAGGAAAAGACAGUGUAAAGCUCUUAACAGCUUGGCAGACAGGUAUCAAAAUUGAUGAAUGUUGCAAGGGUCUUAACAAUACAUUGAAUGAUGUAGAAUCUAUGGCUUCUUCCACACAAGCAAAUGAAUCGUUGGGCGAUUUGGUUGAAGAUGAGCUUAGUAUAAUGGAUAGAGCAAUUGAAGAAGCGGCUAAACGCAUUCAAGAAAUGAUCACUGAAUCUAGAGCGGCACAUUCUGGAAUUAAAUUGGAAGUUAAUGAACAAAUUUUGGAUUCAUGUACUUCCCUCAUGGCUUCCAUCAGAGUGUUGGUACACAAAUCACGUAAACUUCAAGCUGAAAUUGUAGCUAAUCAAGGUUCGAAUGGGUCAGCUAAAGAAUUCUAUAAGCGUAACCAUCAGUGGACUGAAGGACUAAUUUCUGCAGCUAAAUCUAUAGGUCUGGGUGCUAAAGGGUUGUUAGAUGCGGCCAAUGAGGCUGUUAGUGGUGAAGGAAAAUUAGAAAGAUUAAUAGUGGCUUCUCAUUGUGUGGCUGCUGGGACAGCACAACUUGUGGUUGCCAGCCGUGUAAAAGCUUCACGAAAUAGCGAUAAUUUGGCUGAAUUAUCACAAGCAUCACGUAAUGUUACAAAUGCUACUGCUACAGUGGUAGCCACUGCCAAAUCGUGCGCCCAAUUAGUUCAACAAACAGAAGAACUAGACUUGGGUGUCUUGAAUGAACAUCAAACCAAACGUUUAGAAAUUGAGUGCCAAGUUCGUGUAUUAGAGUUAGAAUCAUCAUUAGAAAAAGAAAGGAUGAAGUUAUCUUCGUUGCGUAAAUUACAUUACCAAGAAGAUCAAAGUUAGCGAACAAAACAUACAUUUCCUUUAAUAAUAAUUAGUCUUUUGUAUCAAAUUUAAUCUGCUUCGAAAUAAUAUUUUUUUUUUCUAAUAAUUUGACCAAGUUUAUAUUUUUAUACUGCUCAACCUACUACUAUUAGACAAAUUAUGUGUUAAAACUCUUAUUCCAUUUUAAGCUUAUUAAAUUAUUAAUAUUUUUUUUCAUUAUAUUUGCAAACAUGAAAAUGGGUAUUAGUAACCUAAUUAUAUGGCUGUUAAAUAAUAUUGUAUAGUACCAGUUUCAGAGAUCUCCUUACUUGUGUUUCUAAAGUUGUUCUUUAAUAUUAUGAAAUUGCCAGUUAUACAUUCAAUUUAUAGGACUUUGGGUACAAUAACUAGACAAUUAUUUAUUUAUAAUUAUCUAUUCAUAUUCCAUUUUUAUUUUACAUUUUUACUGUUUAUCAAGCAUGCUUAAAAAAAUGUUAUUUCAUUUGUUGACGUUUAUAUUAAAAAAGUUAUGUAGUUUGUAUCUUAAUGCUGUGUUCUAAUGAAGUAUUAAACAACAUAAUCUAAUAUUUAUUGUUAAAUAAUGGAUAUUUUGUUUAAUAUUUAUUAUGGAAUAUAUUGUAGUUGUUGCACAAGCGAUCAAUUAGAUAUAAGUUAUUAUGUUUAUAUACAUUUUUUUUAAAAAUCAUUAACUUAGAAAAUAUAAGUUAAAUUUUUCUAUUAUUACUUUAUUUGUGGCAUAUUUUAUAAUUUUUCUACUUAGCUUACUUAUUGGGCCAUUGAUCUGCGCCAAUUCACAAACUAUUGUUAAUCAUUGUAACCUAACCAAAUAUUUAAUUAUGUUUCCUUUUUAUAUUAUAUAAAUAUUAUUAUUGUACAUCUUAUAUAAUAAAAUAAGAAUUAUUACUA